Vicia faba (fava bean) is the source of this 1785-nucleotide messenger RNA. The record is from the annotation of a GenBank genome assembly. Lineage: Eukaryota; Viridiplantae; Streptophyta; Magnoliopsida; Fabales; Fabaceae.
AUGGCACACAUAGUUGUUCUAUCUCUCCUCUCUUUUCUCUUGCUCUUGUUAAUGAAUGGUCAUGGAAGCUUUGCAAGAGAAAUGAACCAAGUUGAUCAGCCUUAUCUUGAUGGUUGGCUCAAAAACACACCACUGAAGAACCAAAAACUCUCCUCUGACUCCAACCAAGUUUAUCUUGAUGGAUGGUUGAAAGAUACCAGAGGCAAGAAAGUAAAAGCCAACCCUAACUCGAACCAAAUUUACCUUGAUGGAUGGUUGAAAGAUAUCCGAGCUGAGAAAGCAAAAGGCAACCAUGACUCCAACCAAGUUUACCUCGAUGGGUGGUUGAAAGAUACCAGAGUCGAAAAAGAAAAAGCCAACUCUGACUCCAACCAAGUUUACCUAGAUGGAUGGUUGAAAGAUACCAGAGUCGAGAAAGCUAAAGUCAACCCUGAGUCCAACCAAGUUUACCUAGAUGGAUGGUUGAAAGAUAACAGAGACGAGAAAGCCAAUGUCAAUCCUGACUCCAACCAAGUUUACCUUGAUGGAUGGUUGAAAGAUGCCCGAACUGAAAAAGAAAAAUCUACCCCUGUCAACCGAGUAUACCUUGAUGGAUGGUUGAAAGAUGCGAGACCUGAGAAAGAAAAAUCCACCCCUGACUCUAACCAAGUUUACCUUGAUGGAUGGUUGAAAGAUCCGCAGAAUGAGAAAAUAGAAACCAACACUAAAUCUAACCAUGUUUACCUUGAUGGAUGGUUGAAAGAUAACCGAGAUGAAAAUGCAAAAGCCAGCGCUGACUCCAACCAAGUUUAUCUUGACGGAUGGUUGAAAGAUACUCGGGAUUUAACAGAAAAAUUGACCCUUGACUCCAACCAAGUUUACCUUGAUGGAUGGUUGAAAGAUACACGUGAUGAGAAAGAAAACUCCUACCCUAACUCCAAUCAAGUUUACCUUGAUGGCUGGUUGAAAGAUAGUCAUGUUGAGAAUUCAAAAUCUAUACAGAACUCCAAGCAAGCUUACCUUGAUGGUUGGUUGAAAGACUCACAUGCAGAGAACCACAUGAAAAUUGGACAAGAUUUUGUGGAAUCAAACGAAAAGCUAUCUUCGAAAGUUGACCAUACAGAAGCAUUCAAGGUAGCUUUUUUCGGUAUAGAAGAUCUUUAUGUAGGAAGUGUAAUGACCUUGCAAUUUCCUAUUCGAGAAUAUGCUAAGUUCUUGCCAAAAAAAGUUGCCGAUGACAUUCCUGUUUCCAAAUCACAAAUUCCAAGCCUUCUUGACCUAUUCUCACUCACAAAAGAUUCUCCUCAAGGUGAAGACAUGAUAGACAUAAUUAAUCAAUGUGAGUUUCCACCCAAUAAAGGGGAGACCAAGGCAUGUCCUACUUCUUUAGAGUCCAUGCUUGAAUUUGUUCAUAGUGUUAUUGGUGCCGAGACUAAAUAUAACAUUCACUCGACUAGCUAUCCCACAACAUCUGGUGCACGUUUGCAGAACUACACCGUUUUGGAUAUCUCAAAUGAUAUAUAUGCUCCUAAAUGGGUGGCAUGUCACCCUAGGCCUUACCCAUACGCUCUUUACUAUUGCCACUACCUAGACAUAGGGAGUAAGAUCUUCAAAGUUCUUCUAAAGGGUGAAGAUGGUGACAUAAUGAAUGCUUUGGGAAUUUGCCACCUAGACACAUCUGACAUGAAUCCUAGUCAUUUUAUAUUUGACCUACUUGGAAUGAAGCCUGGGGAUGCUCCACUGUGCCAUUUCUUCCCUGUUAAGCACGUUCUAUGGGUGCCAAGCCCACCCGUUGUCACCAAGUGA